GGAGAUGUAACAUGUUUUGCUACUAAUGCCAUUGUCGAUACCGUCCCCUCAAAUCUUCAACUUCGAGGAGGACCACUCUCUCAGUCACUUUUGCACAAAGGUGGGCCAAUGCUUCAGAAAGAGUUAAAUGCCACCAUGCAGGAAACACAGAGGAAAGUAGGUAGCAUAUUCAUGACAAGUGGCUGUAAUCUGAACUGCAAAGCUGUGUUUCAUGUGGUGGUUCCAGCAUGGAAUUAUGGAACAGAUUCUUCUUUGCAGAUUAUGGCAAAUAUAAAUAAAACAUGUCUGAAAGCCAUAGAACAAUUUUCUUUCUCUUCAGUCAGAUUUCCUGUGAUUGGAACAGGAGGAUUAAUGUUUCCCAAAUUGAUGUUUGCUGAUCUAAUCCUUUCAGAAGUGUUUAAAUUUAGUAGUACUUUGUGGCAAAAAACUUUACAAGAAGUUCACUUUGUGGUACUACCAAAUGAUUAUCAAGGCCAUCAGGCAUUUUUAGAUGGGUUUACUAAACGAUCAAGUGAAAUUUUUGAUAUUAAGAUGAAGAUGCUAAACUCUGGAGGUACUACUCAAGCACUUUGGGACUUUACCAAAAAAUUGCCCCCUCCCACAAAUAAACCUUUGUAUUUCGGAAAGACAACACGAUCACCAAUUUUUCAAGCAUGUGGUGAAAAUGUAAAACAUGUUGUAAAUGACGUCUUCUCUAUACAAAAUCUGACUGACAAUGGACAACAUUCAUGUAGCAGUGAAGCAGACUGCAUCAAAUAUUUUAAUGAAAAGAAAGUUAUGGUCCCUUUUUACUGGAGCAAUAUGGAUCAACAGAACUUCUUCAUGGAAGUCUUACCUUCUCAUGAAGAAUAUCAAUAUGUGGCAAACCAGUUUAAACAGAGCUGCUCAAAGUUCACCAUAAUAAAGAUUAAGAGGAUCCAGAAUCUAGACCUUUGGAAUACCUACCAGAUUAGGAAAGAAAUAAUGGAUGCCAAAAAUGGUAACAUAAUCAAUGAAAAGCAACUCUUCCAUGGGACAGAUGUUGAUUCGGUGCCUUAUAUCAACAGAAAUGGCUUUAAUCGCAGUUAUGCUGGAAAGAAUGGUAGUUCAUAUGGAAAAGGAACAUACUUUGCAGUUAAUGCCAAAUAUUCUGCCAAAUACUCUAAACCAGAUGCCAAAGGAAAUAUGUAUAUGUAUUAUGUGCGUGUUCUCACUGGAAUUUACACAGCUGGAAAUUAUGCCAAAUUAAUUGCACCUCCUCCAAAGAAUGAUCAGAAUCCUACUGAUCUGUAUGAUACUGUCACAGACAAUGUGCAAAAUCCCAAAUUAUUUGUUGUUUUUUAUGACUACCAAGCUUACCCAGAGUACCUCAUUACUUUUAAAGAUAAUUUUUGAAGAAAUUAUUCAUCUCCAUAUAUCUAGCUGUAAAUUGAGUUUUUGUUCUUCACCAGAUUUUAUCUAAAAUCAAAGAAUCCUUACACUAAAAAUUAGCUUGCCAUUCAAAAUUGGCGUCAACCAAUUUGUAAGCAAUACAUUUGAACAUUUAAAUCAGAUAACUUAGUUAC
Suncus etruscus (white-toothed pygmy shrew) is the source of this 1544-nucleotide messenger RNA. Its product is annotated as protein mono-ADP-ribosyltransferase PARP15-like. The transcript is spliced from 8 exons. Gene Ontology annotation, biological process: negative regulation of gene expression. Gene Ontology annotation, molecular function: transcription corepressor activity; NAD+ poly-ADP-ribosyltransferase activity. The record is from RefSeq and is a predicted model, not a curated record. The annotation marks the transcript as partial. Gene Ontology annotation, cellular component: cytoplasm; nucleus. Lineage: Eukaryota; Metazoa; Chordata; Mammalia; Eulipotyphla; Soricidae.